Messenger RNA from Cavenderia fasciculata, 504 nucleotides. RefSeq lists its product as uncharacterized. Gene Ontology annotation, cellular component: exosome (RNase complex); nucleolus. Gene Ontology annotation, molecular function: RNA binding; DNA binding. NCBI's taxonomy places the organism in Eukaryota, Evosea, Eumycetozoa, Acytosteliales, Cavenderiaceae. Gene Ontology annotation, biological process: regulation of gene expression; maturation of 5.8S rRNA. The record is from RefSeq and is a predicted model, not a curated record. The transcript is spliced from 3 exons. Bases 1 to 504 code for a protein of 167 amino acids.
AUGAGUUUACCAAGCGAAUUAGAAGAUGAUAUAAACAAGUUUGAAGGCAUAUUGGAUAAGAUCGAAGGUCAAUUAUCGCCAUUUUUCAAUCAUACCUUGAAAGACCAUCAACAACAUCUUACACCACUCCAAUCUGCUAAAUUAAAUAUCCUUGUUGCAUACUCUUUAAAUUCUUUAUUUUUCAUGUAUUUACAAACUCAAGGUGUUUCACCACACAAUCAUAAAGUCAAACCAGAAUUGGAUAGAAUCAGACACUAUAUUACAAAAUUACAAUCAUUAUCGAAAAAAGAAUCGGGUGUAGCAGAUGAAAAAGAACAGAAACCAUCAAUGACCAUAGACUCUGAAGCUAGUAAAAGAAUCAUUCAACAUUCUCUUGCUUCAAAUGAAUAUAUAAAUAAUAAUAAUAAUAAUAAUAAUAAUAAUACCAACAAUAAUACUAACAAUAAUAAUAAUAAUAAUUUUCCACCAAAAAAAGAAACUGAACAAAAGAAAAGAAAGAAAUAA